CUAAGCACGGGACACAACAAGGAAGUUUAAAUGUAACGUUUCGAUAAACCAAAGUGAAGCUUUUCUCUACAGCGACCUUUCCUUUAUUAUAUUAGCGGUGACAACCUGCUCGGUUCGGCGGUCCGCGGGAAUAUUUGGCGUUAAAAACAGUAAUGAAUAUGAUAUAACGACUAGCAGUCCUCUGUGUGGCGUUGUGAUGUUCAUGCAACGUUUUGUUUGGACAAAAUGUUUGUGUCGCUGCUGAUUUCUACCUGUUUAGCCUUACUGUUUGCUCUUGGACAUACAUCGCUACCUCUCGUUAUCAAUACGUGGCCAUUCAAGAAUGCGACUGCUGCAGCAUGGAGUACCCUGCAGUCCGGUGGAUCAGUGUUGGAUGCAGUGGAGAGUGGCUGUGCCCGUUGUGAAAUGGAGCAGUGUGAUGGCAGUGUAGGCUAUGGCGGGAGCCCAGAUGAGUCUGGAGAGACCACGCUGGAUGCCAUGAUCAUGAACGGGGAUACAAUGGAGGUGGGUGCAGUUGCAGACCUGAGAAGAAUCAAGAAUGCCAUUGGAGUAGCGAGAGCUGUAAUGGAGCAAACUUACCAUACAAUGCUAGUAGGAGAGUCGGCCUCAGUGUUUGCUGAAAACAUGGGCUUCGUUGCAGAAGACCUGACUACCAACAAAUCUAUGAACAUUUUCUCACAGUGGCUGAAGGGCAACUGCCAACCUAAUUAUCGAAAGAAUGUGUUUCCAGAUCCUUCCAAGUCCUGCGGACCCUACAAGCCGGGGGCGACACUGAGACAGAACAAGAGGGCACAGCAUGCUAAUACGCGCUCCCACGACACCAUAGGGAUGAUCGCUCUUGACCAAGAUGGGCAUGUGGCCGCUGGUACAUCCACCAAUGGACUAACUCACAAAGUCCCAGGUCGAGUUGGGGACUCUCCUAUUGUUGGAGCAGGGGCCUAUGCAGAUAGCUCAGCUGGUGCUGCAGCUGCUACUGGAGAUGGCGACGUCAUGAUGCGCUUUCUGCCAAGUUACUUGGCCGUGGAGCUGAUGAGGGCCGGGGCAGAUCCCUCGGCAGCCUGCAAGACGGCCAUUUCCAGAAUCAAGAGGCAUUACUCGGAAUUCUUUGGAGCCAUCAUCUGUGCUAACACAACAGGCCAUUAUGGUGCUGCCUGUAACAAAGUCCCUGGCUUCUCCCAGUUCCACUACAUGGUGUCAAACUCCGAGUCAGACACACCUCUACUAAAAUCUGUUGACUGCUUUUAAAUGGUGUAUGAUUGUGUGCAUCUCUUUUAUAUACAUAAAUAACAGUCUCCAUACAGUAUUUUUAGGCUGAUGAUUCUGGUUUUAAUUCAUAAAUAAAAUGUAAUAAAAAAACAUGUCAUUGGAAAUUUCAA
Morone saxatilis (striped sea-bass) is the source of this 1376-nucleotide messenger RNA. RefSeq names its product aspartylglucosaminidase (gene aga). Lineage: Eukaryota; Metazoa; Chordata; Actinopteri; Moronidae. Gene Ontology annotation, cellular component: lysosome. The transcript has 9 exons. The record is from RefSeq and is a predicted model, not a curated record. Gene Ontology annotation, molecular function: N4-(beta-N-acetylglucosaminyl)-L-asparaginase activity. Bases 226 to 1245 code for a protein of 339 amino acids. Gene Ontology annotation, biological process: protein deglycosylation.